Molecule: messenger RNA, 2246 nt
Organism: Exserohilum turcica Et28A
Lineage: Eukaryota; Fungi; Ascomycota; Dothideomycetes; Pleosporales; Pleosporaceae
Exons: 4
Coding region: 13-2043 (676 amino acids)
Source: RefSeq, a predicted model, not a curated record
CCGGCGCCAACCAUGGACAGACUUAAGUCCAAGGCACGCGAAGCUCGCAACAGGCUUGCCCAGGCAACGUCGUCUGCCCCGGGCACAGGCGAGCUGCCUCCUCAACACCAGUCGGUCUCGCCACAACAAACCUCCAGUACAGAUGCUGUCGACGAAGGCCAGCUCGGCCGUGAGCCAGGGACGCAUGCCCAAGACUUUGGCGCUGCCGCCGGUCAACAAACACGCCAGCCCGCCGUUGAACCUCCUACUUCGUUACAGUCGUCCAUUGACGCCGGCAGCCAUGUGCCAAAGCCCAGCAGGGUCAGCGACCCGUCGUCUCAUGUUACAUACAACACGCUUAAGGCCCAGCGAGCAAGAAGCAACUCUGCGCCUGAUAGGGGAACACCGCCGCACCAGCAAUAUCCACGGCGACCCCAAGCUGCACGCCAGGCCAGCAUUGGCAUUCGCCGCAUGCCAUCGUCCAACGCUCUGAGACCGACAGGUCAGCAGUCAAAUGCAUCCGCCAACCGGCUGAGCAUGCCGUUGCCUGCACUGAACGAAGAGCAGGAACUGGGACACAUCUCUUCCGACGGCAGUAAAUCCACCCUCACGGACCCGGAGCCUACCCAGAGUCGAUUGCGCAAAGUCAAGAGCGCCGUGCAGCUCAGGAUACCCUUCUGGGGCAAGAAGGAGGAUGAAAAACAGAAGAGGGCCAGCGCACAUGCUGCCGCAACCGAAGAAGACACCUCGACCAACUACAGCUCGGGCAUGGUCGACGUCCUCGACACGCUUGAUCCCGAAGUCUCGACACUCACGUCCUUGACAAACAUGCAGAACUCGCUCUUCAUUCCCAACCUGCCCUUCCUCAACCGCCGGCCUACGUACAACCUCCGCCGACGAAAGAGCGAGACGGAGAGUCUCGAGGAGAUCAACCGCAUACUGGCCCCAGCCUUGGCUGCUCGAGCACAGGGGCAGCAGCCUGCACCGAGCCUGCAGCGCUCGCAGACCCAGAAUACAGCAACCACCCUGAUGACGAUAGAUUCCACUCUGACCGACUCUCGCUAUGCCGUCCUCCCCGAGAACACCGACCUGUCUGGAUGGAGUGUUGCGGAUAAAAAAGAAGUCAACGACCACGUCCGCCACAUGCUUCAUUCGCGGCGGUCCAAGUUGAAGCGCUCGCUCAAGGGCUUUGGACACUACGUCCGCAGACCACUUGGUUUCCUCGUCACUCUCUAUGCCACUCUCAUAACCCUGUUCGGGCUCGCGUGGGUGCUGUUUCUGAUCGGUUGGAUCAAUGUCGGGGGACAGCAAAUUUAUGUUGUUCACAUCAUCGACAGUGUCCUCGUUGCCCUCUUCGCCAUUGUCGGAGACGGCCUCGCUCCUUUCCGCGCCGUAGAUACAUAUCACAUGAUCUACAUAGCACACUACCACCACUACACGUGGUCGCGUCGAAAGAAGGAAAUGCUCCCCGAUCUAACCGACCAUAACGACCUCCCUGCAGAACACGCCCCCGUAUCUGGACCCCGAACAACCGACCCCGCCGACCCAGAGAAGCAAUGGGAGUUUACCGUCCUGACGCCCAAGCAGCAGGAGAAGCUCGAACACCACCAGAACAAGUUUUGUAAAUCCCACUCCUUCUACAAACCCCACGAGACCGAAACCCACUACGCGUUCCCUCUCCGCUUCCUCGUCGCCAUCGUCGUGCUCCUCGACUGCCACUCGCUCCUCCAAAUCUCGCUCGGCGCAUGCACAUGGGGCAUCUACUACAAGCACCGCCCCUUUGCCAUUACCACGGUCAUUCUCUGCUGCUCCAUCACCUGCAACGCCACCGCCGGUCUGCUCAUCUGGCUCGGCGACAAGCGCACCCGCAAGAAGGACGUCCUCGAGCGCAUGAACCGGCAGGAACUCACCGAAGAAGCCAUCAAGGAAGUCCAAAAGAAGAAGGAAAAAGAAGGCGAGACUAGCGGCGAUGAAGCGGGCAGAGACAAGGAGAAGAGGAGGAGCAUGGAUAAGGCGAGGGAAGCCCAGCAGCAGCAGCAGCAGGGACAAAGUGCUUAUCCUUGAGGUGUCACGUUUGUCAUCUCAUUUGCCACGAUAUUUGUUUUUCAGCGUUCGAGCGUUUGAGAUACCUAGUUCACGUUCAUGCGACGUACGUUACAGUAUAUAUAUUCAGGGAGUGAGUUUUUAAUCUGAGGGAUGAUAUGAGUGUAAAAAUGGAUAUAUGGUAAGAGCAACCCGUCAAAUAAUUAAAAAAAAAGCACUGUUCG